Sesamum indicum (sesame) is the source of this 1443-nucleotide messenger RNA. RefSeq names its product loganic acid O-methyltransferase. Lineage: Eukaryota; Viridiplantae; Streptophyta; Magnoliopsida; Lamiales; Pedaliaceae. The record is from RefSeq and is a predicted model, not a curated record. Gene Ontology annotation, molecular function: methyltransferase activity.
UAUGAUAUUCAAGAAACCAAAUUAGAAAGAGCAAAUUGCCAGAGUGCUAUAUAUGGAUAUAGCUAUAUAUGUAUGAUAAAUAGAUUCGUAUAGGGGAAUUAUACACACAAUAAGAUGGCCCAGUUACAUGCCAUGACCGGUGGAGAAGGUCCUCUUAGCUAUGCUCAGAACUCUUCCUACCAGAGAGCAGUAAUGGAUGUUGUGAAACCAAUCAUUGAAGAAGAGAUAACAACGAAACUAGACAUCUCACAGCUUUCUCCAAAUGACUCCUUCUGGAUUGCAGAUUUUGGCUGCUCAACAGGCCUCAACUCAUUUCUUGCCAUGCAUAUCAUCACAGAAGCCAUUCAGAAUAAAUUUCAAUCAGCAAGUUCUAUAAUUAAUUCUCAAAGCCGGGAAUUUUACGUGUUCUUUAACGACCACGUCAAGAAUGAUUUCAAUACCCUUUUCCGUUCGCUUCCACCUGAAAGGCCUUACCAGGCUGCUGGAUUGCCUGGUAGCUUUCACAAACGCCUCUUGCCGAAGGCCUCCCUUCAUUUUGCCUAUUCGUCUUGGGCCCUUCACUGGCUUUCGCAAGUGCCAAAAGCAGUGACAGACCCUACUUCUCCAGCAUGGAAUAAAGGGAAUGUUUACUGUGGGGGAGCAAGACAAGAAGUUUAUGAUGCUUAUUCAAGUCAAUAUGCCGAGGAUAUUGACUCAUUCUUGGAAGCUAGGGCACAGGAGCUGGUGAGUGGAGGGCUAAUGGCCCUUCUUGUUCCUGCAUUAAGUAUAAAGCUUGACCCAUCCUAUAAGGGGGAAAUGGUCCUUGACCACAUAGCUUCUAUCCUCAUGGACAUGGCCGAGAAGGGAAGAGUCAGUGAAGAAAAGAUAGACUCCUUCAACUUUCCGACUUAUUAUACGUUCCCAGAAGAACUCAAGGCAAUAAUAGAGAGGAAUGGUAGUUACAAUAUUGAAAGAAUGGAAGUAUUAGACAAUCCAGGGAAGUAUGCCGUCACUAGCGCCCAUGCUCAUGCCUCGGUAUACAGAGCCGUAUUUGAGGACUUGAUGACAAAUCACUUCGGAUGUGAAAUCGUUGAUGAAUUAUUCGAGACAUACAGACUAAAACUUGAAGCAUCUCCAGAUCUCCUACUUCCUGAAAAGGAUAUAUCAAUUAUAAUAUUUGUCCUUCUCAAGCGCAAACUUGAGUGAUAUCAUAACAUCAUAUAUGUAUACCUACCCCUUUUUACACAAUUAAUUUCUGUGAAUCUUGGAGCAGCUACAACCUCUUUGGUUAUCAACUACCAAGGUUACUGGAGGGGUGCUUGCAAUUUGCCCGUUCAACAAAAGCCAAUCUAGUAGGCGCACUUAAGCCCCUACAUAAGUUUUAGUUAUUGUUAGGCAAGUUAGGUGUCUAACAAUUAAUUAGAAAUAUUUGGUGUUUCAUAUUCAGAAAUUAAUUAUAUGAAC